Messenger RNA from Entrophospora sp. SA101, 510 nucleotides. Lineage: Eukaryota; Fungi; Glomeromycota; Glomeromycetes; Entrophosporales; Entrophosporaceae. The record is from the annotation of a GenBank genome assembly.
AUGGUUUUGUUGUAUGGUAAUAUUAUUGGUAGUAGUGAUAAUAAUAGUAACAAUUAUAAUGUACCUGAUAUUAGUACUUUUGAUGGAAAUUUUAAUCUAAAUGAUAUUAAUAAUCAUCCUCGACCUUUACCUCUUGGAACACAACAAUAUGUGAUUCCACAACAGCCACAACCUCUUUUUACACCAAAUUGUCAACGGCCUCCCUUUCCACUAGAUUUAAACAACAACCAUAUUUGUAAUUAUCCCAAUGAUUUACUAUCCCAACAUCCACAACUCACAUCAUUGCCAUCGCUACCAACACAGCAACAACAACAUUCUCAAAUCUUUAUUCAGCAACCUCCCUUUUCACUAGAAACAAAUCAUAUAAAUUCACGUACUCGAGAAAAUAUUCAUCAAUUGGAAACUUUAUUACAUCAAUUCAAUGUUAUAGUGAGAAGCAUCAAUGAUUGCAGUAGAAAUUUAUCCGAGGUUUGGAAUAAUAAUAAUAAAAUCAAAACUAAAUUUAUAUAG